This is a messenger RNA of Soboliphyme baturini, 1920 nucleotides long. The record is from the annotation of a GenBank genome assembly. NCBI's taxonomy places the organism in Eukaryota, Metazoa, Nematoda, Enoplea, Dioctophymatida, Soboliphymatidae.
AUGGCCUACGAGGCCUACAGAAAGUGUCUGGACACCGCUACCCUAAACGAAGUGAAAAGCAAGCAUAUCAUUGAGAUUAUCAGAAAGGUCGGUGGAUGGCCUAUGCUGCACGGAAACUGGAGUAAAGAUUCCUUUGAUUUAACGGAACUGCUGGGCAAAAUCCGCAGGGAUUACUCUCUCGACAUAUUCUUCACCCUGUACGUGUACGCGGACGCCAAAAACACCACUGCCAACAUUCUCUCAAUUCAUCAAGGAUCUCUCGGACUGGGCGCUUCAAUGAGAGAUUACUACCUAAAUGACACCUUGUACGGAAAGGUAAUCGAGGCCUAUGAAAAGUAUAUGAUCACUAUCGGCAAGCUGAUUGCGGAAGACGAAGGAAUUCCGGUGAAUAACAGUUUCUAUGACGAGGUUCAGAAGUUGAUACAGUUCGAGCGCAACUACGCGUUGAUCAUCAGUCCUGACGAGCAAAGGCGGAAUCAUACGCUGAUGUACAACCGCAGAUCCGUUCAACAGCUGAAAAAAAAUAUGCCUCUGAUCAAAUGGGAUCAGUUCUUCAACUACAUUUUGCCAGAGGUGGUGAGGGAAAAGUUUUACGACGAAGAAACCGACGUGAUCGUUUCUGAUCCUGAAUAUCUUGCCAAAAUUAGUAUGUUUCUUGAGAUCACGGACAAAAACCGUUUUAGCGCUGUCAACCGUACUAGGCUACUUACGAAUUACGUCAUCUGGCGGUUGAUCAAAUCGUUUACUUCCCUGUUGGACGAAAGGUUCGACGACGCGUUUCAGGACUUGAUGUACAUCAUGGCCGGAAGGCAGGCGCGUCCGUCUCGCUGGAAGGUGUGCGUUCCAACAAUCGUCAGCUGGUUCGAGAUGGCCACCGGGGCGCUCUACGUCGACGCCUACUUUCGGCAGAAGGACAAGGACGAAGCGCUGGCGAUGAUCGCCAAUCUGCGAGAGGCGUUCGUCCGCAUCGUAAAUGCCAUCGACUGGAUGGACAACCAAACGAAACACGUCGCUAUUGUCAAGGCCGAAGCCAUGCUCAACCAUAUUGGAUAUCCGGAAUUUUUGAACAAUAUGACGGCACUCGACGAGUACUAUGAAAAUAUUGACAUCACCUCUGAUGACGGAUACUUUGAAAUGGGUUUGAAGGUGUUAAUGUGGAUCCAAGAGCAGGAAUUUUUGGACUUACUGAAGCCGUUCAAUCGGAACCGGUUCGACACUAGCCCUGCGGUGGUGAAUGCCUUUUAUUCACCGGAAAAGAACGCCAUUGGUAAGUUGAAUUCUGCAGAAAAGUUUCGACAGUUCGGCCACGAAAGUCAUAUGGAUUUUUUAGCGUUUCCUGCCGGCAUUCUGCAACCACCAUUCUUCAGCGGGGACAACCUGAAGGCGAUCAACUACGGCGCGAUGGGCGCGGUCAUUGGUCAUGAAAUAACGCAUGGCUUUGAUGACCAAGGCAGCCAAUACGACAAGGACGGCAACUUAAAGGACUGGUGGACGGCUGAAGCGUUGGAGCGUUUCCGCGAACGUACCAAAUGCAUUAUCGAACAGUAUAACAACUACACUGUUCCGGAAAUUGGCAUCAACGUGAACGGUCGACUGACGCAGGGCGAGAACAUAGCGGACAACGCCGGAGCCUACCGCAAAUACAUCUCUGAUCGAGGCUCAGAGGAACCACGACUACCGGGACUAUCGCACAUAACGAAUGACCAGAUCUUUUUCCUGAGCUACGCCAAUUUCUGGUGUGGAAGCAAGAAACCGGCCGCUGCCCUGCAGCAGGUGCUGACCGAUCCGCACAGCCCGGAAAUAUUCAGGGUCAUCGGCGUCAUGUCGAAUCUGGACGAAUUCGCGAUCGCGUUCGACUGCAAGCCGGGCACGUUCAUGAACCCUGAUUCGAAGACCCGAAGAAAAUGUUCAGUUUGGUGA